AUGGCAAACUUCAAGAAGAUGACUCUCGCUUUGGCGAGCCUGGCCCCGAGUGUCAUCGCCUCCGCUGGCCCUACCAAAAUGACUGUUGGUGUCAUCGGCGCCCGGGUAGACAUGUACCCCGGCGCCGUCUUCGACACCGCCACCUGGUAUCAAUGCCUAGGGAAUCACGAUGCCGUCAAGGGCCAAAGUGGCGUAGACUUCGAGACAAAGGGCCAGCCAUACUACACCUACGACCUCCACGCUGCAGACUGGACCGCGACGUUCGUAGUCGUCGACUCAGACUGCUUCAUCGAGAAGUACCAGGCCAGCACAUCCGUCUACCAAAACUCGUACACAAAGCAAUGCCACGCCGAGCGGGCCCACGCAGGUCGCCUUCCUGGAGAGCAGGCCUUCGCGGCCUCCAAGGCCGAAUGGGGAAUUCCUCCAGCUUCACCACGGGUACAUGUCCGCAGCGACGAACAACACCGACGUCGCGCCUCUGAUCGCCGUCGUCGAGAGGCACGGGCGGCGUCGUCCUCAACGAACGGCCACUACCACUGUCUCGCGCAUGUCUACAACAACAACACGAACUUUAUCCUUGCCGGCGGUGCGGGGUAUCCGCAGGCUGGAGACUGUAACUACGGAGUGCCGCUGGGCCCGUACACCAAGUGGCUGGGUGCGAACUCGCAGUCUGCGGCUAAUGGAUUCGUCGCGAUGGACAUCUCCCGCGAGGAGGUAAACGUCGAGUACUAUGCCCGGGAUAUGAAGCUUGAAGGAGGGGAUCUCUACCCCGUCAAGAAUGAUAUGGCUCCUUCGUAUUCAUUCAAGAUCAAGACCCAUGCUCCGUGA
Molecule: messenger RNA, 828 nt
Organism: Aspergillus novofumigatus IBT 16806
Lineage: Eukaryota; Fungi; Ascomycota; Eurotiomycetes; Eurotiales; Aspergillaceae
Exons: 3
Coding region: 1-828 (275 amino acids)
Source: RefSeq, a predicted model, not a curated record